Messenger RNA from Melanotaenia boesemani (Boeseman's rainbowfish), 3455 nucleotides. It is a transcript of the gene spon1a, whose product is annotated as spondin 1a. Gene Ontology annotation, cellular component: extracellular matrix. Gene Ontology annotation, biological process: cell adhesion. NCBI's taxonomy places the organism in Eukaryota, Metazoa, Chordata, Actinopteri, Atheriniformes, Melanotaeniidae. Bases 471 to 2891 code for a protein of 806 amino acids. The transcript is spliced from 16 exons. The record is from RefSeq and is a predicted model, not a curated record.
AUGACACACAUACCCACAGUCACACACAGUGACACGUCGCAACGAGAGUUCAGUCCAAGUAAAACGUGUUGCCUUGCUCGCGCACCCAGCGGUAGCAGUGUCUCUGUGUGUGUUCUGAUAGUUAGUAUUAAUCACUUUGGCGGUUUGUAGCGGUGGCCCUGGAGACAGCCACGCAGCGUUCAUUCCUCGUUUAGCCACUUCCCCGGACCCCAUAUCCUAUUCAGCUGCCUGCAGAGUGCAGUUCUUGUAGAGCGAGCCCACAGCACAUCCCAGCCAGUCAUCUUCCUCCUCUUCCUUCCGCUCAUUCACACCGGGAUGGAUCUGCCCUGAUAGAAGCUCAGAAGUCUACUUCAGCAGCUGGCAAGUUGGAGUUUAAUUUUGGAGUGAAACGGGGACUGUGACAAGCGUCUCGUUUCUCGUUGGCAAUAUUUCUUUCACUCUUUUUAACUUGGCAUUCGGAAAUCUCCAACAUGACAGCACACAGACUACAUCCACGAGUUGUUCUCCUGUUUUGCUUUAUCUCCUCCGUGUCGUGCAAUACGUUUGCGUUCACCGAGGAGCCCUCCGACAGAGUCGGGAAGGCGGACGGCUAUUGCAGUCGUAUAUUACGGGCUCAGAGCAAUCGGAAGGAGAGCAACAACGAGUUUCGCCUCCGCGUUGAGGGAGAUCCCGACAGCUUUCAGCCAGGAAGCACAUACAGAGUGACUCUGACUGCAUCUACUCCCUCCUACUUCAGAGGGUUCACCCUUAUUGCCCUGAAGGAGGGUGCAGAGGGAGACAAAGAUGAGGACUAUGCUGGAAAUUUCCAGAUAAUUGAUGAGGAGGAAACACAGUUUAUGACCAACUGUCCCACUGCAGUGACAGAGAGCACUCCUCGGAGGCGGACCAGUAUCCAAGUGUUUUGGACUGCGCCCCCUAGUGGCUCUGGCUGUGUUUUUCUCAAGGCUAGCAUUGUGCAGAAGAGGAUAAUCUAUUUCCAGGAUGAAGGUGAACUGACCAAGCGAAUGUGUGAAAAAGAAUCCCUCCAUGGAGAUGCUACAGAUAAACCUCUGCUUGACUGUUGUGCCUGUGGGACAGCAAAGUACAGGGUCACCUUCUAUGGGAACUGGUCAGAGAAGAUUCAUCCAAAAGAUUAUCCCCGUCGUGCCAAUCACUGGUCAGCCAUUAUUGGUGCCUCCCACUCAAAGAAUUAUGUGCUGUGGGAAUAUGGUGGCUUUGCCAGUGAAGGUGUUAAACAGGUGGCUGAGCUGGGCUCCCCAGUCAAAAUGGAAGAGGAGAUCAGACAGAAGGGUGAUGACGUCCUGACAGUCAUCAAAAUGAAAGCGCAAUGGCCUGCCUGGCAGCCCCUUAAUGUGCGCGCUGCUCCCUCAGCUGAGUUCUCCGUGGACCGGACUCGCCACAUCAUGUCCUUCCUGACUAUGAUGGGACCUAGUCCAGACUGGAAUGUGGGUCUGUCUGCUGAGGACUUGUGUACCAAGGAGUGUGGCUGGGUCCAGAAGGUGGUUCAGGACUUGAUCCCAUGGGAUGCUGGCACCGAUAGUGGGGUGUCUUAUGAGUCUCCCAACAAGCCUAGUGCACCCCAGGAAAAGAUCCGUCCAUUGACCAGUCUGGAUCAUCCACAAAGUCCAUUUUAUGAUCCAGAGGGAGGUGCUAUUACUCCUGUGGCCAGAGUGGUGGUGGAACGAAUUGCCAGAAAGGGUGAACAGUGCAACAUUGUGCCUGACAAUGUGGAUGACAUUGUAGCUGAUAUUGCUCAGGAGGAGAAAGAGGAAGAUGAUACUCCUGAAACAUGCAUCUACUCCAACUGGUCUCCGUGGUCUGCCUGCAGCUCGGCCACUUGUGAUAAGGGCAAGCGGAUGAGGCAAAGGAUGCUGAAGGCUCAGCUGGACCUCAGUGUCCCCUGCCCACACACUCAAGAUUUUGAACCAUGUAUGGGGCCUGGAUGCAGUGAUGAGGAUGCCUCCACCUGUAUGAUGUCAGAGUGGAUCACCUGGUCUCCAUGCAGUGUGUCCUGUGGGACAGGCACACGUUCCCGGGAGCGUUAUGUAAAACAGUUCCCAGAUGAUGGCUCAGUUUGUACUCUGCCCACAGAGGAGACUGAGAACUGUGUGGUAAAUGAGGAAUGCUCUCCCAGUAGUUGCCUGGUUACAGAGUGGGGUGAAUGGGAUGUCUGCAGUGCAACAUGUGGUCUUGGCAUGAAGAGGAGAGAGCGCAUGGUGAAGAUGCCUCCUGCAGAUGGUUCCAUUUGUGGGGCAGAGGUUCUAGAGGUGGAGAAGUGUAUGAUGCCAGAAUGCCAUACAAUCCCCUGCAUGCUUACUCCCUGGUCUGAAUGGAGCGACUGCAGUGUAACAUGCGGAAAGGGUUUGAGAACACGACAGCGCAUGCUCAAAUCGCCUGUGGAACUGGGAGACUGUACGGAGGAGUUAGAACAGGUGGAGAAGUGUAUGCUACCAGAAUGCCCCAUAGACUGUACCAUGUCAGAAUGGACAGAGUGGUCAGAAUGUAAUAAGUCCUGUGGGAAAGGUCACACAAUCCGCACUCGCAUUGUAGUGCUGGAGCCUCAGUUUGGUGGCGACCCCUGUUCGGAAACCAUCCAGAGGAAGAAGUGUAAGAUUAGGAAGUGCAACAGAGGGCAAAGCAACAGCGAUGAGAAGAGACGACGCAAGGAGCAGCGUGAAAAACGGAGGAGUAAGCAAGACAAAGCUGAAGGCACCUCCGAGCACCCAGGGUGUAGAAUGAGACCGUGGUCAAGCUGGACAGAAUGCACCAAGCUAUGUGGUGGAGGGAUUCAAGAACGGCUCAUGACAGUGAAGCAGAAGUUUAAGACUGCACAGUUGUCCAGCUGCAAGGACAGGAAGGAGAUCAGGGCGUGUAAUGUGCACCCCUGUUAGGAUGGAGUGAGGGAAUGGGGAGGUUCGAACAGGACUAGGGCUGGAGCGGGAGGAUGGUUGGGCUGAGGAGAGGACAGAGCACACUGUCGCACAAUGAUCCAAUGCACUCUGUUUAGGGCUGAUACGACACAUUUUUGAAUCUGUAUUGGUUAAAUCCAGAGCAUGGGCCAGUAAGAUUAACUUUAUAGUCUCUCUGAGAAACUCUGGUUUUAUACUUUGCUGAUUCUGCUGUGCUUUCAAACUAGCUCUAAUAGAGAAUGCGCACCAACGUCAUCAAUGCACAGAAUUGAAAUCGCCAUUUUGGGUGUACCCGCCGUCUAUUUCCAUCUGUUCAGCAGUGGCUCUCAUCUUUUUAAUCUCUGUCUUAUUCUGAAUUUUUGAUGAGUAUUUCAUUCUGUAAAUUCCUUCUCGAUUUGCUUCCUCGGCAGCAGCAGCAGCUUCGUGAUCAAUGCGCUAAAAGGAAAUUAACCAACAGAUUUUCAUCCUCUAUUUCCAUCUUGGUGCCGUGCAGUAAAUACAUUGGAUAAAAACAUCUAAGAAAACAGUGGACUUCUGCAGAAACUU